Molecule: messenger RNA, 21460 nt
Organism: Heterocephalus glaber (naked mole-rat)
Lineage: Eukaryota; Metazoa; Chordata; Mammalia; Rodentia; Bathyergidae
Gene: Syne2
Product: spectrin repeat containing nuclear envelope protein 2
Cellular component (GO): membrane
Molecular function (GO): protein binding
Source: RefSeq, a predicted model, not a curated record
GAGCGACAGGGAGCGGAGCGCGCUCGGCUGCGUCCAGAGCCCGCUGCCAGACGGAAGAGCGAGCGGGGACGCCGACCUGGGCUGGCCCGGCCCGUGCUCUCGGCCUCGUCCUCGACCAGGCGAAAGCGUUGACUUCUGUAUCUGAGAUGGACAUGAUAUAACCUACAGUGACGAGAGCAUGGCAUCGGGUCCUGUGAUUCCUGCUGAAGACAGACAGGUUUCCUUGGGCAUCGACGAUCUCCAUAUCUCACUGCAAGCCGAACAGGAAGACACUCAGAAGAAAACCUUCACCUGCUGGAUAAAUUCACAGUUGGCAAAGCAUACCCCUCCCUCGGUCAUAUCAGACUUAUUCACAGACAUCAGAAAGGGGCACAUCCUCCUAGACCUGUUAGAAGUCCUCUCCGGACAGCAGUUGCCUCGAGAUAAAGGAUCUAAUACAUUCCAGUGUAGAAUCAAUAUAGAACAUGCCCUGACAUUCCUAGAAAAUCGAUCAAUCAAGCUAAUAAAUAUUCAUGUUGCUGAUAUUAUAGAAGGAAACCGAUCCAUUAUUCUUGGCCUAAUUUGGACCAUUAUACAGCACUUUCAUAUUGAGGAGCUCACCCAGGCUCUUUCUGGCAAUUACAAUCAACCUGUGGAAGAUGAAAGUGUGGCGGAUUCGUCUCCUACCUCAAGUCCUCCAGCUAAGAAAUGCUCCACAGUCCGAGCACGGUGGCAGCUGUCUGCAAAGAAAGCCCUUCUCCUGUGGGCUCAGGAGUGCUGUGCCAAGCAUGAGUCCAUCAGUGUGACAGAUUUUAAGUCCAGCUGGAGAAAUGGGCUGGCCUUUUUGGCUGUCAUUCAUGCCUUGCGACCAGACCUAGUUGACAUGAAGAGUGUGAAGCAUAGAUCCAACAGGGACAAUCUGAAAGAGGCCUUUGGAAUUGCAGAACGAGAAUUGAAAAUCCCCAGACUGCUGGAGCCAGAAGAUGUAGACAUUGUUAAUCCUGAUGAAAAGUCAAUCAUGACAUAUGUGGCACAGUUUCUGCAGUAUUCCAAGAAUGUGCCUCAGUUUGGAGAUAAAGCUCAGAUUAAUGCACAGAAGACAAAGCUAGAUGAUGCCUUGCCCCUGCCCCUCCAUGAAAUCGAGGACUGUCUUCGGGAGGUAGAGGAGCUGGUGGAGAAAGAAUUGCAGGCCUCCCAGGAUUCCUCUGAACCCGUGACUCUGACCCAGGAGAAAAUGACUUCAUUUAAGAAUCUGAAGGAUAGAUUUGAGUAUCAUUCGAAUAUUCUCCUGGCCUUUGAAAAUAAAGAUGAGGAACAUUUGCCAUUGGUACCACCUAACAAAUUGGAGGAAAUGAAAAGUCGACUCAACAACAUUUUGGAGAAAAAAUUCAUUCCACUUCUCGAAUUUCAUUACCAUAAGUGCUCAAUUCUUGGUUUGCUGGAUGAAGUGAAGUCAAAAUUGGAUGUUUGGAACAUCAAAUAUGGGAACAAAGAAUCCGUGGAAUUAUUGCUGGAAGACUGGCAUAAAUUUAUUGAAGAAAAAGAGUUCCUAACUCAACUUGACAUUUCUUUUCAAAGAUGUGAAGAAAUGUAUAAGAAUUUGGCUGGCAAAUGUGAAACUAUUAAUGAGCAAUACAUGAUCAUGGAACAGAAUAUUUGCGUAUGCAGAAAAAAUACAGAGAAUGUGAAAUCAACUCUGCAAAAGGUCCUGGCAUGUUGGACUACUUACUUGGCAAACCUUCGCUCACUAAAGGCUUGUUUUGAGGACACAAAGAAGGGAGAAGCUACAGAGGUUUCCUUUGAGACACUAUCCCAAUGGAACGCUGACCAUGCUACUUUAAAUGAAGUGGGACAUUUCUUAAUUGGAGUCAGCAAUGAUGAAGUGAGAUCAUCUAUUUCUAAAGAAUUGCGAAGACUGAAUAAAAGAUGGAGAAAGUUUAUUACUAAAACUCCACUUGAAAUGAAACUACCACUUACAAAAAAACAGGAUCAGCCCAUUCCUGAAGAUUCUGGAAAUACUCUACUAUCUAAAGAAGAAAAACCAACUGUUGAUUUUUCAAUGGAUUCGUCAGUAGAAUUUCCUGAAAAUCACAAUCAAAAUUUAAAGGCCAUGGAAGAACAUGAAAGAGACAAUAAAGAAUCCCAAGGACGACUGAAAGUGGCUGAAGAGGUCAAAAAACUUGCUGGACAAGUGGAAAUCUGGGAGGCAGAAACCAAAUCUGCCUUGGAUCUCCUGAGACAUGGAGAUGCUGUGGAUAGCUCCUUGGAAGAAUCUUUGCAGCAUCUCAUUGCUAAAGGCUCUAUGUAUGAAGAUCUUCUGGCCAGAACUGAAGAUGCUUUACAAAUGGAUGUUCAGAAUAUUUUAGGCUCAGAGUCCCUCCAACGCAUCCUUACGGCUGGCCUUCAAGCAAAGACUCAAGAAGCUAAUGAGAAAAUCCAGAUCACCAUGGUAAAACUCACUGCAGCGUUGAAGUCAGUUGUCUUGUCACCAGAGUCAGACGUCAGGCAGAAGGUGGAAGAGUCCCAGGAGGAACUUGAGUUGUGCAUGAGGACAGCUGAACAGUUACUUGCACAAAGAGAGAGCCCCAGUGGACUCAUCUCAAAAUACAAGGAAGCACUAAAAAUUUCUAAUGCCAACAGUCUGGCCAAGUAUUUGAAAGCUGUUGAAGAACUGAAGCCUGAUGUCUCUGAGGAUGCACAGCUGUCUCUGGAAGAGAAGAGUAGAGAGGCCUGUGUCAAAUGGGAGUCUCUUCAUCAUGAAAUUUCUUUGUAUAUUCAACAAUUAAAAAUAGACAUUGAAAAAGGAAAGCUUAAUGAUAUUAUUUCAAAACUUGAAAAGCAAAUAAAUAAAGAAAAGAAACUUAUUCGUAGAGGAAAAACCAAGGGCCUCAUCAAGGAGCAUGAGGCUUGCUUUGCUAAGGAUGGCAUUAUGCACCAGCUUGAUCACCACAUCGGUAUCCUGAGGGUGCUGUGUAAAGAGCUGGCUUUGCAGGAGAGGCAACAGGAAGUGAAGAGAGCGCUUAGAGAUUAUGAGCAAAAGAUCGAAAGACUUCUGAAGAGUGCUUCUGAGAUUCUCAUGACGCUGCAGGCCCCUGCGGGAGGUUCAUCAGAAGUCCAGGGGACCAUGACCACAACCGAGAGUGGCGGAAAGGAUUCCCGCAGUGAAGUGCCAUUUGCAAAAUCAGAUAAUCAGCCACCAGCUGAAGAGGCAAUGGCACCCAGUAAGGAUUUGAGCCUGGCUUCGGAGUUAAAGCCCCAGCAAGAAGAAAGCAUUAUGAGAAAGGAUGAAAAGGAGGACAGUGCAUCUAUAAAUAAGUUGCAAGAGAGAUAUGAUGCACACAAAGAGAUUCUUGAACUAAACCUGCAAAACAAAAAAUUCAGGAUUACUUCUGAUUUCCCUAAUGAAGAGGAAGGAAGUAGUGCUUGUCUGCAGGAUGAACUGAAAGACCUGCAGCUUCUGAAAAAUGAAACUGAUGCUUGCUGGAAAGAGUUUGAAAUCACCUCAUUGAAGUUAGAGAGUCUUGUGAGUGACCUGGAGAAGCCUGCCAUAGUCAAGGCAAGAGAUACAUUAAAGGCAAAAGAGAGUGACUUUCACAUGCUACUGAAGGCCAGAAUGGAGUCCCUAGAGCUGGCCCUGCAGGUUGUGUUGCCAGUGGAGAAGGAGUCACUGCUCCUGUGUGGCUCGGACCUGGCCCUCAGGGAGGUGGCUGUCCAGGAAUUUCAUCUCGUGGACUCCGAUGGUGUUCACCAAAACCUGAGGAAUAUCCAGGAUUCCAUUGCAAAACAGAUCGCAGUAUGUAUUGAUUUAGAAGAGCCGGGCAGCUUUGUAUUGAAGGGAUUACACCCUGUUGACAUGUGUGCCACACAGAGAAUUCUACAGAAGUGCAGAACUCAACUUGAGCAAGUGAGCCAUAGGGCGAAGAUGAGUAAAGAUGCCCUGGCUGCUCUAGAGGAGUUUCUGUCUUCUCUAGGAGCACUGAAACCUUCCGAGGAGCUUCUCAUGGACCAGUCAGUCUCAGAUGCACAGGGGGCACCAGGAAAUACUUUAACAGAAAGAGAUACAGAGGGAGAAAUGUGGCUGAUGAAGGACAGGGCUGGACAGCUGGAUGAGCGUUUGAAGAUGCUUGGUGUAACCUUUAAAGAUGCCGGCCAAGGCGAAGACACCACUUGUGAAAAACUUGUGGAUGCUGUGUCCACAAAGUUACUAGACACACGGGGCCCUGGCACACAUCAGGGACUUGCUGAAGAGAACAGACUAUUAGAGGCAUGUAGCUCCAAAAAUAAUGAGCUCUUUAAAACUAUUCAAGAUGUGCAGAAGCAGAUCAGUCAAAUUGGUCUUAAGGAUCCCACCAUUCCAGCUGUAAAACAUCGGAAAAAAUCCUUAAUCAGACUGGAGAAGGAUCUAGAUGGAUAUGAAGAAGAGAAAAAACACUUACAAGAAAUGGCGAAUUCUCUUCCUCGGUUCAAAGAUGGCAGAGAAAAAACUCUGAAUGAACAGUGCCAAAAUACUGUGCUCUUGUGGGAGAGCACAAAGACUGCUGUCACCGAGUGUCUUGAACAGUGUGGAAGAGUUCUGGAACUCUUGAAGCAGUAUCAGAAUUUUAAAAAUGUCUUGACAAAUUUGAUUCAAAAAGAAGAGAAUGUCAUGUCUCAGCAGGCUUCAUACAUGGGCAAGGAGAACCUGAGGAAGAGGAUGGCGGAGAUUGAAAUUGUCAAAGAAGAAUUCAAUGAACACUUAGAAGUAGUAGACAAGAUAAACCUGAUCUGUAAAAAUCUACAAUUUCAUCUAAAUAAAAUGAAAACUUUUGAAGAGCCCCCUUUUGAAAAAGAGGCUAAUGUUAUUGUGGAUAGAUGGCUUGAUAUAAAUGAAAAGACAGAAGAAUACUAUGAAAACCUUGGUCGAGCUCUGGCUUUGUGGGACAAACUUUUUAAUUUAAAAACUUUCAUUGAUGAAUGGACUGAAAAAGCCCUUCAAAAAAUGGGCUCACACCCACUGACGGAGGAAGACAGAGAGAGACUGAGGGAAGAGUUACAAAUGCAUGAACAACAAACAUUAGAAUUUUCUAGAAGAGUAGCCGAAAUACAGUUUCUGCUACAAAGUAGUGAAAAGCCACUUGAACUACAGGUCAUGGAGUCGUCUGUUUUGAAUAAGAUGGAACAUGUGAAAAAGUGUGUAACUGGGGAAGCCAACUGCUGCGCACUCAGUGAGAGCCCAGCUGAGCUGAGGGAGGAUCUGGACCAAGCCAAGACUCAGAUCGGGAUGACUGAAUCUCUCUUGAAAGCCCUGUCUCCUUCAGACAGCUUGGAGAUCUUCACCAAACUCGAGGAGAUACAACAGCAAAUUCUACAGCAGAAGCACAGCAUGAUAAUACUUGAAAAUCAAAUAGGUUGUCUCACUCCUGAACUCUCUGAAUUGAAAAAGCAAUAUGAAAGUGUUAGUGAUUUAUUUAAUACCAAAAAGAGUGUUUUGCAAGAUCACUUUUCUACAUUAUUGAAUGAUCAAUGCAAGAACUUUAAUGACUGGUUCAGCAACGUUAAAAUGAACCUUAAGGAGUGUUUUGAAUCAUCAGAAACAAAAGGGAGUGUGCAACAAAAGCUGCAAAAACUUUCUGAAUUCUUGACUCUUGAAGGAAGAAGCAGUAAAAUAAAACAGGUAGAAACGAUGCUGCAGCACGUGAAGAAGCACCUGCCCAAAGCUCAUGUUAAGGAACUUAACAGCUGGCUUGUGAGUCAGGAGUUUGAAUUAGAAAAAAUGGAGUCCAUAUGCCAGGCCCGAGCACAGGAACUUGAAAACGACCUGCAGCAGCUGCUGAGAUUGCAGGAAGACUGUAGAAAUCUGAGCAAGUGGUUGGUUAAUCAAGAAGAGAAAUGGAAAGAAAUGGAAGAAUCAGGAGAGAGAGCUGAGCUAUUUUGCCAAGCUCUAGCGAGAAAGAGGGAACAGUUUGAAUCCGUGGCCCAGUUGAGCAACUUUUUGAAGGAACAUGGACUUACCGAGGAAGAAGAAAUAAUGAUGGAAUCAACACAUUUGAUUGAUAGAUAUCAGACAUUAUUGAGACCAUUGGGUGGAAUUGAGGAAGAGCACAAGUUACCAUCUGCUGAGGCCCAGAGCUUUAAUGAUCUUGCACAUGAUGUAAUUCAUUGGAUAAAGGAGAUUAAAGAGUCGCUUAUGGCUUUGAAUUCAUCUGAAGGCAAAAUGCCACUUGAAGAAAGAAUCCAAAAAAUAAAGGAAAUCAUUUUACUCAAGCCGGAAGGGGAUGCCAGAAUACAGGCCAUCGAGAGACUGGCGCAGGGUUGUGAGGCCCCUUCGGGUCAGGUCCAGGAGACGGUGGCCAACAUCCUCGGGCAGUGGGACCACACGCUGCACUUGGCCAGCACGUACCUGAGCCAUCAGGAAAAGCUUCUACAAGAAGGAGAAAAGUACUUGCAAAGUAAAGAGGACCUGAGAUUAAUGCUCAUAGAACUAAGGAAGAAACAGGAAGCCGGUUUUGCCUUGCAACAUGGCCUGCAGGAGAAGAAAGCCCAGUUAAAAAUUUAUAAGAAAUUCCUCCAGAAAGCCCAGGAUUUGACAUCCUUGCUAAAGGAGUUAAAAUCUCAAGGAAAUUACCUGUUGGAAUGCACUAAAAAUCCCAGUUUUAGUGAAGAGCCAUGGCUGGAAAUCAAACAUCUCCAUGAAAGUCUUCUUCAGCAACUACAGGAUUCUGUGCAAACAUUGGAGGGUCAUGUUCAAGAACACCACUCAUACCAAGUUUGCAUCACAGACCUAAAUACUACAUUGGACAGUUUCUCUAAGGAAUUUGUCAAUUUUUCUGAUAUACCUGAGGAUCAAACAGCAGCUGAGGACAAAUUGCAGAAACUGCAGGAUCUGGAGAGUAGACUCGGUUUACAAGAUGACACAUUAAAGAAGAUUUUAGCGUUAGCAGAAUCCAUCAAUCCAAACACAUCUUCAGCGGGACAGAAGAUUAUUAAAGAUGAUAUAAAAUCACUUAAGCAUAAACAAAAAGAUUUGGAAAACAGGAUUGAGUUUGCUAAGCAAGAGACUGAAAAUCAUCUCAACAGCCUUCUCAAAUCAAAAUGUUCAACAGAAAAGCAGGAGAAGUCUGCUCUGCUGAGCGGGGAGGAGCAGGCCACUUCUGAUGUGCUGGAGUCCACUCAGGACUCCAUGGCGGAGGGAAAGUUGGAGGGAGACUGGGAAAUAAACAAGAAUUCAGCUGUGGAAAUGGUUUUGUCAAAACAACUUUCUCUCAACGAUCAAGAAAGCAUGAAAAGCACUAACGAUGAGCAGAAAGUCAAUGAGCUACAAAAUCAACCUUUAGAGUUAGACACUGUGUUAAGAAAUGAACAAUUAAAAGAGAUGGAGGAAUUAUACACCCAGUUGGAAGCAAGGAAAGAAGCCAUGGAAACCCUGGAACAAUCCGAAUGUCUGCACAGCACAGAAACAAGCACUUUGCUUCUCCACAAGACAACGUAUUCCCCUCACCACCUGGACAGUCUGCUUCAGGCGCUUUCUACUUUGAAGAAAAAUAGGGAAAGCCAGUAUUGUCUCCUUCAAGAGUUUCAAGAACACCUCACUGCCCUUGAAUCCUCAAUGAGAGCCUCGUUGGUGGAGAGGGAAAGUCUGAAAGUGGGACCCCUGGACAGUGAAACCUAUCUGGACAAAAUUAAGAAAUUACUGGAAUCAAUAGAAAAGGACAAAAGUUGUUUAAUCAAGGUGAAAAUCCAAUGGGAGACGUUAUCAAGCCAUUUGGCUGACGUGGAUAAGAAGCUGUUGGACAGCCAGAUGAAGCAGCUGGAACACAGCUGGGAACGAGUGGGACGCCUGGUUCAGAAGAAGUACUCUCAGCAUGUAGUAGAGUGGAGUGAAUUCAUCUCCCUCAGGAAUAAGAUCCAUGACACUGAGACUUCUCUGCAGCAGCAGCAGCAGCAGCAGCAGUGGCUGCUCUUAGGGCUCAGCUCUCCAGAGGAACAGGAUGGGAGCCCAAACAUCGUGGCACUGGCUGCUGAGCUGCAGGCCACCAAGCAUGGAUUUGCUGCUGUCAGGAGUCGAGCUGAACUUCAGAUGAAAAGGAUUUGGGGAGAGAAAGAAAAGAAGAUUUUGGAAGAUGCAAUAAAUAAUUUGAAGAAGCAAUUGGAAGCCUUGGAGCCAUUAAACCUAGAGGUGGAAAGUCAGAUUAAGAAGUGUGACAUAAAGAAGAAGAUGAAAGAGACUCUCCUGUGGGUCAGGAAUCUGUUGGGUGAACUCAUGCCCCCCAUUGCCCUUCUCCCCAACGACAUCCUUUCACAGAUCAGAAAAUGCAAGGGGACGCAUGAUGAAGUUCUGGACAAGCAGCAGGCCAUAGAGUCGCUGGCCAAGGAGGUUAGGGCUGUCAUUCCUAGCCUCACUGCAUCAGAGAGAGAUAAUUUAAAUAGCAUCCUAGAGGACUUACAGAACCAGUACCAAAUGCUAGUUUUAAAAUCAACUCAGAGGUCACAGCAAUUAGAGUUUAAGUUGGAAGAAAGAAGCAAAUUUUUUGAAAUGAUGGGGAAAGCUCAGCUGGCACUUCAAGGACAUGAAGCACUGAUAAUUCCCAAGACGGAAGCGGCCCCCACAGAAGCCGAACUAGAACAACGCCAGGCCACUCUGAAGACAUCCCAGAAAGACCUACAGGAAGUUGAGAGUACAAUCUCAGCACAUCUUCGGGAACUAACAAACAUCUCUGAGGAUCUCAGUGUGUUUGAAAGAUUAUUUUUGGAUAAUCAUUUGAAAAAUCUGGAGACUAGAGUGAGCAGGAUUCAGAGAUGCAUUCAGAGUAAAUGUAAUGAAGUAGAACACAAGAUAAGUUCUUACAGAGAAUUCCAUGAGAGAAAAUCCAUGCUUCAGGAGGAGGUUGACAGUGUACAGCACAAUGACCUACUGCUGAAUCCAAAGAUAAAUCAAGAUGUUAAAGAGGAGCUUCAUAAUCUUAAAGACAGACUUGCUGGCAUUCGAUGUAGCAUCUUACAAAUGCUGAAACUUAGAGAAGUGUUUGACCAUAUAGGACUCAAGUGGGAUGACUCACAGCUUGAUCAGUUACAAACCCAAGUGUUUGAAAAAGAAAAAGAACUUGAAGAAAAAAUUAAGCAGUUGGACGUAUUUGUGGCAGAACAUGGCAAGUAUCAAGCAUCACUAAAUCAAAUGAGGACUAUGGAUUUGCAAAUUAAGAAAAAGGCUGAAUUAGUACUGAAGUCUCCUACUCCUUCACAAGAAAGCAGUCUGCUCAGUGCUCAAAUUUUGAUUGAGAAAACUGAGAAAGCCAAGUGCUUAUAUGAUGACAUAAUUAAGAAAUUAAGUGAAAAUAAGGCAUUUGAUGAUUCAUUCAAAGAGAAAGAAAUAGUCCAACUAAAGGUGGCGGCAGAAGAAAAUGAUAAGUUGCACAGGGUUCUCCAAAACAUGGUGCUAGAAUUCCAGCCAACAGAAGUAGAUGAAAAGCAUUUUCAGGACAAACUGGAAAAUUCCUUACUUGUUUUAAAUCAGAUAAAAUCUCAACUAGAGCAACCUUUGCUUAUAAAUUUGGACAUUAAUCAUAUUCAAAAUGAGAAGGACAAUUGUGAAGCAUUUCAAGAAAAGGUUCAUGCUGAAAUGUAUAGUAUUAAAGCUGUGACUGUUACUGAGAAGCAGAAAGAAGAAAACUCUUCUUUUGAAACUAGAGAUGUGGAGACAAAAUUGCAGGACGUUGAAGAUCUUCACAUGCAGCUUAGCAAAAGCAUUGACUUGUGCACAAAUGUCUUGAACAGUGCUUCUGAGAAUCUAACGUGCUACAGAGCAGCAGUCAGUGGGGCCGUGGAAAUCCUCACUUCCCUUGAAGCCAUGUUCUCAUCCCGAGGAGUGGACCUGCAUGAUCCAGAGGAGUCACUAGCCAUGUCUCGUUAUAAGCAAGAGGAAUUGGAAUCCACAAUAGCAGUCAUCGAGGACCUCACUGAGAAGUUGGGAUCUAUAUCCAGCCCUGAGGCCAAAAUGCAACUUCAGCACACUCUCCAGGACCUGGAGUCUAAGAGCUUGACCUUAAGGGAGGCAGCCCAAGUAAAGAAAGCAGAAAUGGCCAGGUGUCUGGAGGAUUACAAAUGCUAUAGAAGCACUAAAGAAGAAAUCUGUGCUCACCUCCAGAAACUGGAGAGCACUCUCAGGCUGUCCAUGUCCUCGCUGCCAGUGUCUUACAAAGAGGCUUUGACACGCGUGGAGCAGAGCAAGGGCCUGGUGUCUGACCUCCUGUCCACCAAGGAAGAGUUGACCAAGCUGCGCCAGGUCUCCCGGCACCUGGGACGCAGAUGCGCUGAAAGCGACAGAGUGUGUGUGAGCAAGACCUUGGUGGCGCUGUGGGAGAGGUGGCUCCACCUGCUGGAAGCCGUCAAAGAGUGGGAGAUGUGGAGUGAAGACCUGAAGCAGGAGUGGAAGUUCAUCAGCGAGGAAAUUGAACGAGAAGCAAUUAUUCUAGAAAAUCUUCAAGAGGAACUCCCAGAAAUUCCUAAAACCAAAGAGGCUGCUGGCACCGAGGAGCUCUCUGAGCUGCUGGACACCAUGUGCCAGUUUGAGGAGAGCGUGGAGCAGCAGCGGCUGUUGCUGGCUCUGCUUCUUCAGCGCAUAUCGGGCAUCUGGGUGGUCCCCGAAGGCGCCCAGGCUGCCGAAAUGGUGCCUGCGCUUCGGGAGAUUGGGUCCAUGCAGGAACGAUGCGACAGGCUUCUUCAGAAAGCUCAAAGCAGUAAGGACCUGAUACAGACUGAAAUCCAGGAAAGACUUUCCUUCACAAAAGAAAUCAUUGCUUUGAAAAAUUCAUUUCAAAAGAGCACAACUUCUUUCCAAAAUAUGGCCCCAGAGGGCCACCCAGAAAGGGCAGAGCAGUUCGAGGAGCUUCAAAGCUUUGUUGAGAAAGGGAAGCUAACUUUUGGAAAUAUUAUGGAAGAACUGCGAAUCAAGUAUUCUGAGAUGUACACCAUAGUCCCCACUGAGGUUGAAUCCCAGGUGGAAGAAUGCAGAAAAAUGUUAGAAGACAUAGAUGAGAAGAUGUGCAGUGAAGCCUUGAAGAACUCCCCAUCCUGUGUGAUGAGCAGGAAAAGAGAGGAAAUUAACAGUGGGCUUCAACAGGUUGAAAAAAUGUUGCAGCAGAAAACCAAAAACAUUGAGAAAGCCCAAGAAAUUCAAAAGAAAAUGUGGGAUGAGCUAGAUCUCUGGCAUUCCAAGCUGAAUGAGCUGGAUUCUGAAGUUCAGGACCUCGUUGAACAGGACCCAGGACAGGCUCAAGAAUGGAUGGACAGCCUGAUGAUCCCUUUCCAGCGGUAUCAGCAAGUGUCCCAAAGAGCAGAAUCCAGAACCUCCCAGUUAAAUAAGGCCACAGUUAAGAUGGAGGAGUACAGUGAUCUUCUGAAGAGCACCAAGGCUUGGAUAGAAAACACCAGUUGCUUGCUGGCCAAUCCCGCUCACUGUGACUCAUCUAAGACCCUGAGUCACCAUGCCAGCACCCUGCAGAUGGCUCUGGAAGAUUCUGAGCAGAAACACAAUCUUUUAUGUUCAAUUUUCACGGAUCUAGAAGAUUUGUCAAUUAUUUUUGAAACUGACGAUUUAAUUCAGUCCAUACAAGAGCUAAGUAGUCAAGUGGUAGCUUUACAACAACAAAUAAUGGAGAGCCUUCCACAUAUCCAGCGAAUAGCUGAUGAUGUGGUUGCUAUUGAAUCCGAAGUAAAAUUAAUGGAGAAAAAAGUUUCAAAAAUCAAAACUAUCCUGUUAUCAAAAGAAAUAUUUGACUUUUCACCUGAAGAGCAUCUUAAGCAUGGGGAGGUCAUACUUGAAAAUAUCCGUCCUAUGAAGAAAACCAUUGCUGAGAUAGUGUCCUACCAAGUGGAACUGAGGCUGCCGCAGCCAGAGGUGAACCCACUGCCUGUGUUUCAGAGGACAAGUCAGCUUUUACAGGAUGUAAAGCUCUUGGAAAAUGUGACUCAGGAGCAAAAUGAGUUAUUAAAGAUGGUCAUAAAACAGACUAGUGAAUGUGAUGAAGAUAUAGAAAAUUUAAAACAGAUCUUAAGUAACUAUUCAGCUGAGUUCUCCCUUGAACACAUGUCACCAGACGAAGCCACCGACCUGCUGGCAAUCCAGGGAGAAAUCGAAGAUAUUGAAAAGCAGAUUCUGAGUUUAAACCAGAAAAAGGAAGAUCUGUUAGUGGGCUUGAAGGCAGCCAUACUAAACCUUCACCAGCAUUUGAAGCAAGAACAUCAGCAAGCAGAAGGAGAUGGGCUGUCUGCCACCGCAACAGAGGGUAGAGCGGCUGAGAGGGAUGCUCUGGAGUGGAAGCGGGACAGAACGGGCGCCAUGUCCUUCCUGCCAGCCGUCCAGGAGGAGGCCGAGGAGAGCUCUGCACAAAGUGAAGAUGGACACAAGAAAGCCAGGCCAUCUUCAGGGACUUGGUCUUCACUCUGGAAGCAUGAUAAGGACUUGGAGGAAGAUCAGCCGUCAUCUUCCUCUUCGACAAUCAUCCAGGAGCCAGGGAUGAAAAUAAGCACCUGUGUCUAUUCCAUGAUGCAGAUUCUUGCACCAGACUCACCAGACACUGAGCAAGGCCCAGAAUUCUCCCUGGGGCUCAGCCAGACAGAAGAGGCCACCACACCCCCGACCAAGGCUGCAGCUCUGGACUCUUCUGACAAGCAAGGAGCUCUUGGGGCCACAGUGGAGAAGACAAGGCCUCGGCCUGCGGAAGUCCUCCAUGUCUGCCAGACUCAGGUGGCCGAGCUGGAGCUGUGGCUACAGCAAGCCAGCGUGGCAUUUGAGCCGGAAACAUUAAAUGCAGCCAUGCAGCAGGUGGUGGAGCAGGAGCUGGUUGGGUGCCAGGCUAUGCUGACAGAGAUUGAGCACAAAGUUGCCUCUUUGUUAGAGACUUGUAAAGAUCAGGGCCUGGGAGAUAGUGGAACUACUCAACAAGAAGCUGAAGUUCUUUCCCUGAAACUCAAGACUGUGAAGUGCAAUUUGGAAAAAGUCCAGAUGAUGCUUCAGGAGAAGUACAGUGAGGACCAGCUUCCUACCAUUCUAAAGAAACCUUCAGAAGAUCUAAAAGUCCUCCAGCCGGUUCACUCUUCGGAAGUGGAGUCUAUUGCAACUGAAAGGCCACAGUUCAGCAGACCAAAAGAUGUCCCACAGCAACAGGUUCUGGAGUUAAAACCAGUGGAACAAAAAGAUUUAAUAAAAUUCAUAGAAUUUAAUGCUAAGAAAACAUGGCCACAGUAUUGCCAACAGGAUAAAGAUACAUCUCAGGAAUCAUCUAUAAGCGUCAAAGCAUCUGACCCCGAAAAUGAAGCCCCAGACUCCGUCCUUUCAUCUGAGGGCCGAAGUGGUGAUAAGUGGCAAUAUCUUCAUCAUGCACUGGCGUCCAGAGUAAAGGUGCCUCUGGCUCAGGUGGUGGAGCCCCAGGUUGCCACAAGUAUGAGUACUCUCCCCAGUGUGCAUGUGUAUAACUUCAGAUACCCUACGAUUGAAGAACUGAAAACUUACACCACCCAACUCGAAGAUCUGUGCCAGGAAGCAAGUGAUCUUCAGACACAGGAAAACGUGACAGAAGAACCAUAUGUCAGUUUGGAGAGGAAGAUGUUUGACCUCUUCCUGAUGCUCAGUCAGUGUCUUGGCAGCGUGGAGGAGCUGCUGCAGACCCCGGGGCUCCUGCGGGAGGAUGUGCCCACCCAGCAGGCACGCUGUGAGGAACUGGCUCUUGAGCUGAAGAAACUUUACUUAGCUCUGGAAGACAAGAAGGAUGAGCUUUUGAAAGCCCUGACUAGGCCUGGCAAGAAUACCAGUUUGCUCCUUGACUGUUUCAAUGGCCUCCAAGACUGGCUGGAACACACGCGGGCAAAGGGUGCCUUGAGAAACAAAUCGCUGGAAGCUGGCCUCGACUAUACCCACAGCUACCAGAAUGAAAUAAAACGAUUAUACGAUCACCUCAUUAAGAGUAAGACAGCCCUCCAACAGUCUUUGAAUGAGAUCAGCGGCCAGAGUAUUGGUGGCCAGCUCCAGAAAGCAGAUGUGUACACAGCGGAGCUGCAAAACUCUGAGAACCGAGUGGCCAAACUAAGAGAUGAAGGAGAGAGGCUUGGUUUGCCUCACGUGGUCCUGCAGGAGGUGCAUAAGUUGGAGGAUGUACUUGACAGCAUGUGGGGGAUCCUCAGAGCUAGGUACUCAGAACUCAGCAGCCCCUUCACCUUGGAGACCCAGUUGGAUGCCUUGCUGCAGGGCCUGGGGGAGCUGGUGAAUAUCGGCAAGGAGAAGCUUGCACAGGGCCACUUACGACAGGCCAAGAGUAAAGUUGCCUUACAGGCCCAGCUACAGAAUCAUAAGUUAUUUUUCCAGAAGCUUGUUACCGACAUGCUGUUGAUCCAAACAUACUCUGCCAAGAUGUUUCCUUCUUUAUUACAAAAGAGAGAGACAUUUUGGGCAGAACAAGUAACAGACAUUAAGUCACUAGAAGACAAGGCUCAGCAGUGUGGUACGAAGCUGCAGAGUUUGCUGCAGAAAUGGGAAGAAUUUGAUGAAAACUAUGCAUCCCUUGAAAAGGACCUGGAGAUUCUUGUCUCUGCAUUUCCUUCUGUGAGUUUGGUGGAAGAAACAGAAGAAAGAGUAGUGGAGAGGAUUUCAUUGUACCAGCAAAUAAAAAGGAACAUUGAAGGAAAGCAUGCCCGGCUGUACCAAACCCUGAGUGAAGGCAGACAGCUGGCGGUGUGUGUGAGCUGUCCAGAGCUGGAGGGCCAGAUUGCCCGGCUAGAGGAGCAAGGGCUGGCACUGAACAAGAAGUCUGACCACGAGCUCCACCGGCUGCAAACGCUGCUCAAGCAUCUGCUCAGUUAUAACAGGGAUUCGGAUGAGUUAACCAAGUGGUUGGAAUCUUCUCAGCAAACUCUGAAUUACUGGAAAGAACAGUCCCUCAAUGUGUCUCAGGACUUGGAUACCAUCAGAAGCAACAUAAAGAAAUUUUUUGAAUUUUCAAAGGAAGUUGAUGAAAAGUCCUCCCUGAAGACUGCAGUUGUGAGUACUGGGAACCAACUUCUUCACCUCAAAGAAGCAGACACCGCGACGCUUCGUGCUUCUUUAGCCCAGUUUGAACAAAAAUGGACACUACUCAUCACACAGCUUCCAGAUAUUCAGGAAAAGCUUCACCAGCUUCAGAUGGAGAAAUUGCCAUCUCGUAACGCAAUCACAGAAAUGAUUAGCUGGAUGAACAGUGUGGAACAUCAAAUGGCAGAUGAAGAAUCUGUGCACUCUCCAAGUUCUGCAUCUCAAGUGAAAGGACUUCUUCAGAAGCUCAAGGAGUUUAGAAUGGAAUUGGACUAUAAACAAUGGAUAGUUGACUUUGUUAACCAGUCACUACUUCAGUUAAGCACCUGUGAUGUAGAAAGCAAGCGCUAUGAAAGGACGGAGUUUGCAGAGCACCUGGGGGAGAUGAACUGCCAAUGGCACCGAGUACACGGAACCCUGAAUCGAAAGAUACAACAUUUAGAACAACUUUUGGAAAGCAUCAUUGAGCAUGAAAACAAGAUAAAAAUUUUGAAUAACUGGUUGGAGGCACAAGAAGAGAGACUGAAAACUUUACAAAAACCUGCCAGCGUGAUCUCCAUUGAAAAGCAGCUCCUGGACUGUCGGGACAUAGAAAAUCAACUCGAAAUUAAAUCCAAAGCCCUGGAGGAGCUGAAACAAAGCUACCCAGCUUUGGAGAGUGGGGCCAUGCCAUUGUUGGAAGAUCCAGCAUCUGGAGUCGAUGGGUUGUUCCAAAAGAGGAGCAGUGUGAUGGAUCAGGUCGGCCAGCUCAGAGCCUCCAUGCAGUUGGUGCUGGUGGACUGGAAGACCUACGACCAGCUCUACGAGGAGGUGAAUAUGAUGGUGAUCCGCUUCAGGUACGGCAUGGAACACAGCAAGCCAGGGGCUCUGUCGCUGGAGGCCUUGGAGCGCCAGGUGCAGAACCUGCAGUGUCUUCAAGAUGAAGCUGAGAGCAGUGAGGGGAGUUGGGAGAAACUGCAGGAGGUCAUCAGCAGACUCAAAGAGUCCUGCCCCUCAGUUGCUGAAAUAAUCGAAGAGAAAUGCCAGGACACUCAUGCAAGGUGGUCCCAGGUGAACCGAGACCUUGCAGACCAGCUGCAGAAGGCCCAGAGCCUGCUCCAGCUCUGGAAGGCCUAUCACAGCGCCCACACAGAAGUCGCAGCCAGGCUGGAGCAGCAGGAAGCCAAGUUUCAACAGCUUGCAAAAAUCAACACGUCCAGAAACAACCUGGCAGAGAUCUUGCCGCUGGCCCUACAGGACAUACAGGAGCUGCAGCAGGAUGUGCAAAAGACCAAAGAAGCCUUGCUCCAAAAUUCCACCCUGCUGGAUCGGCUCCCACAACCUGCAGAGUCCACUGCCCCUUUGCUCUUUUCUGGGCAGCUGCAUGCCCUCCAGAGAGCUGCUUAUUUGGAAAAGAUGCUGCUUAUGAAAGCAAAUGAAUUUAAGCUUAUUCUUUCACAGUUUAAGGAGUUUGGAGAGCAGCUGGAAUCUUUACAGGAUCUUAUUAUACACGAGGAAGAAAAUUUGGAUAAAAUUUACCAGCUAGAAAAAGAAGAAAAUCCUGACUCAUUCCUGAAUCACGUGCUGGCACUGGCAGCCCUGUCACCGGACAUUGAACGUCUGAAUGAAGUCAGCCUCAGGCUCCCCCUCAGUGACGUGGCCAUGAAGACCUUACAGGACAUGAACCGGCAGUGGACACGGGCCAUGGCCAAGGCGCUGGACCGCUGCAGUGAGCUUCAGGGAAUCGGACUCAAUGAGCAAUUUCUUCGUUAUUGUGAAAAGUGGGUCCACCUCUUGGAGAGGCUAGAAGAGGCGCUUGGAGUGAAGAUUGCCGACAGCCUUCUGGCUCUCCGGGAGCAGCAGAAAACGUAUGAGAUGUUAGAAGCUGAAGUUUCUAUAAACCAGACGAUUGCUGACUCUUAUGUCACUCAGUCCUUACAACUCCUGGACACAGCUGAAAUAGAGAGGAGACCAGAAUUCAUCUCAGAAUUCCCCAGGCUAGUGGACCGGUGGCAGAGUGCUGCCCGGGGCAUUCAGCAGAGGAGACAUGAGGUUGCUGAGCUGGUGCGGCAGCACCAGUCCUCCACCUCGGCAGAGGACCUGCUCCGCUUCCUCGCUGACACCGACCUCCUCCUGUCUGCGGUGAAGGGCCAGGCUCACUGCAGCCUCCACCAGAUCAGGAGUCUGAUCCACGCGCUGAAGAAUAAAGAAAUCCAUUUUCAGAGACGGCAAACCACCUAUGCACUGGCCUUGGAAGCAGGGGAGAAGUUACUGAACAUAGCUGGCCUGGAAACUCAAGAGUCUGCUGACCAGAGAAUCAGUCAGCUUCAGGACAAGUGGGAGGGAACAAAGCUCCAGUUAGGAGAGAUGAUUAAACAGCUCCAGAGCACUGUGGAGACCUGGAACCAGUGUGAAAAGAAAAUCAAGGAGUUGAAAAGCAGGCUGCAAGUUCUAAAAGCACAAAGUAAAAAUCCUCUUCCAGGGCUUCACGAGGACCUCCAUAAAGAAAAAGAGCUGAUUAAGGAACUGGAGAAGUCUUUGGCUAACUGGACUCAGAACUUGAAAGAACUACACACCAUGAAAGCCGACCUGACCGCGCACAUUCUGGCCGAGGACGCACUGGCCCUGCAGGAGCAGACUGAGCACUUGCACAGACAAUGGGAGGACCUCUGCCUCAGAGUGGCUGCCCGAAAACAGGAGAUCGAGGACAGACUCAACUCAUGGGCCGUGUUCAAUGAAAAACAUAAAGAGCUGUGUGCGUGGCUGGUCCAGAUGGAAAACAAAGUUCUGCAGACAGCGGAUAUUAGCAUUGAAGAAAUGAUUGAGAAGUUACAGAAGGACUGCAUGGAAGAAAUAAACUUGUUCAGUGAAAACAAGUUACAGUUAAAGCAAAUGGGUGACCAGUUAAUCAAGGCCAGCAGCACGGCAAGAGCCACUGAGAUUGAUGACAAGCUCCACAAAAUCAAUGAUCGUUGGCAACAUCUUUUUGAUGUCAUUGGAUCAAGGGUGAAGAAGCUGAAGGAGACCUUCGCUUUCAUCCAGCAGUUAGACAGAAACAUGAGCAAUCUUCGCACCUGGUUGGCGCGAAUCGAGUCGGAGCUGUCUAAGCCGGUUGUUUAUGAUGUCUGUGAUGAUCAGGAGAUCCAGAAGAGGCUCGCUGAGCAGCAGGAUCUGCAGCGAGACAUCGAACAGCACAGUGCAGGGGUGGAGUCUGUGUUCAACAUCUGUGAUGUCCUGCUGCAUGACUCUGAUGCCUGUGCCAACGAGACUGAGUGUGACUCGAUCCAGCAGACCACCAGAAGCCUGGACAGACGCUGGAGAAACAUUUGUGCCAUGUCAAUGGAGCGGCGCAUGAAGAUUGAGGAGACGUGGCGCCUGUGGCAGAAGUUUUUAGAUGAUUAUUCCCGAUUUGAGGACUGGCUCAAGUCUGCCGAGAGGACAGCAGCCUGCCCUAACUCCUCGGAGGUGCUGUACACGAGUGCCAAGGAGGAGCUGAAGAGAUUUGAGGCCUUCCAGCGGCAGAUCCAUGAGCGGCUCACCCAGCUAGAGCUCAUCAACAAGCAGUACCGGAGGCUGGCGCGAGAGAACCGCACCGAUACAGCCAGCAAGCUGAAGCAGAUGGUCCAUGAGGGCAACCAGCGCUGGGACAACCUCCAGAGGCGGGUCACGGCUGUCCUGCGGAGACUCAGGCAUUUCACCAACCAGAGGGAAGAAUUCGAGGGCACCAGAGAGAGCAUUCUAGUGUGGCUCACGGAGAUGGACCUGCAGCUCACCAACGUGGAGCACUUCUCAGAGAGCGACGCCGACGACAAGAUGCGCCAACUGAACGGCUUCCAGCAGGAAAUCACAUUAAAUACCAACAAGAUUGACCAGCUCAUCGUGUUUGGGGAGCAGCUGAUUCAGAAGAGCGAGCCCCUGGAUGCAGCGCUGAUUGAAGAUGAGUUGGAGGAGCUGCACCGCUACUGCCAGGAGGUGUUCGGCAGGGUCUCCCGCUUCCACCAGCGCCUCACGUCCCUCGCACCGGGCUUGGAAGAGGAAAAGGAGGUGUCUGAGAAUGAAGCGGACAUGGAAGACCCCAGAGAGAUCCAGACUGAUGCUUGGCGUAAAGAGGGAGAGAGCGAGGAGCCCACGUCUCCCCAGUCCCUUUGUCAUCUGGUGCCCCCAACUCUGGGGCAUGAGCGGUCUGGCUGCGAGACCCCCGUCAGUGUGGACUCCAUCCCACUGGAGUGGGAUCACACAGGUGACGUGGGGGGCUCAUCCUCUCACGAAGACGAGGAGGGCCCAUACUACAGUGCAGUGUCAGAUGUAGAAAUCCCUGAAAAUCCUGAGGCAUAUCUUAAAAUGACCACAAAAACUUUGCAAGCAUCUUCUGGUAAAUCCAUUUCUGAUAGCCACUCGUGGCAUGUUCCUGAUAGCCCUUCCUGUGCCAAGCAUCACUACAAACAAAUGGAAGAGGACAGGAGCGAACCACCCAUCCCCUCUGAUGCCAGCACCCCAUAUAAAGCGCCCUAUGUAAAGCUGCUAUUACAUCCAGGCACUGAUGGUGGCAAAGAUGGCCUAAGCACCUUGAAUGGCAGCCUGCAGCAGGAGGAGGAGCAGCUGGCCAGCUUGACAGGACAGCACUCAGGUGCCUUUGACAGAUGGGAACUGAUACAAGCCCAAGAGCUUCACAGUAAGCUCAGAAUAAAACAAAAUGUGCAGCAGCUGAACUUGAUCAUCAGUGAAAUCACUGCUUGGCUAGAAAAAACUGAAGAAGAGCUGGAAACUUUAAAGAUGGCAAAGCCUCCCUCUGAUAUCCAGGAACUGGAGCCCAGAGUGAAGAGACUGCGGGAGAUAUUAAAAGCUUUUGACACCUACAAGACUUUAAUGGUCUCUGUCAACGUGAGUGGCAAGGAAUCUCUGCCACCUGAGAGCGCCGAAUCCACAGAGCUCCAGCGUAGACUCUGCGAGCUGAGCCUGCACUGGGAGGCGGUCCAGGGUGUGAUGGACAGCUGGAGAGGGGACUUGCAGCAGUCACUCAUGCAGUGCCAGGACUUCCACCAGUGGAGUCAGAACCUGCUGCUGUGGCUUGCAAGUGCUGAGGACCGGAGGCAGAAGGCUCUUGUCACCGACCCAAAGGCUGACCACCAGGUUCUCCUGCGCUGCCAGAAAAAACUCAUGCACCUAGAAAAGGAACUAGCAGAAUGUCAACCUCAAGUAAAUUCCUUACAUGAGAUUUCCACCAGCCUUCUCACUAAGGGGAACAGAGAAGACUACAUUGAGGCUGAAGAGAAAGUCCAUGUUAUCAAGAAGAAACUCCAGCAGUUACGUGAGCAAGUAGCCCAAGAUUUGAUGUCCUUGCAGAGAAGCCAGAAUUCAGACCCAGCUCUGCCUGACUUUGAUGAAGUGGACGCGUCUCCUGUAGCAUUCGUGUCAGCUCCCCAAGCCAAGGAGUUCAGAGCAGAGGGGACGAUGGAGGAUGAGGACGAAAGUGACAGCAGGGUGUCCAGCCCCGCUGACCCCAGCAGCUCAGAGCCACGGCGCUCCUUCCUCUCUCGGGUGAUCAGGGCUGCGCUGCCCCUGCAGCUGCUCCUGUUGCUGCUGCUGCUUCUGGCCUGCCUGCUGCCCGCCUCCGAAGAGGAUUACAGUUGCACCCAGGCCAACAACUUCGCCCGCUCCUUCUACCCCAUGCUGAGCUACACCAACGGGCCGCCCCCCACAUAGUGGGCUUGGCAGCACCGCACCACCAGCCUGUCUGCCACAGGCGCCCAGCUCGAUCUGUCAGUGACUCACGUUGCCAGGCCGGGGACCUGGUGCAGACACCUCCCUCUGGGAUUGCCUGGGGCAGGGAGCAGCAGCAGCUGCCCUGCGCAUUCUGGCACAGCUAGCUGACUCGUUGAGGAGACUCUGGGAAGGGCAGUUUCCUGAAGAGCCAUGCACUUUGUGAAUCUUGACUUAUUUGUAAAACAGCAUUAUUUUAACAUAUUUAAUAUGACCCAUGAGCAGUGGCGUUCGUCCCAUUAUAUAAAGACACAGAUUCAGCCUUAGAAAUGGUUCAGAAACUCAUACACCCUGAGCUCUGAUGGGUCAGAACAAUCAUUUUAAAUGCUUAGCAUCAGUUUUCCUCCACAAUCAGCUAGCAAGUUUGAGCUACUGGUUACAAGCCAAAAUGUUCUGUUCGGUACCCAGGCUUGCUCUUUUAUAUUGCUCUAAAUUUUUUAAGAAAUUUUACUGCAUGGUCAUGGUUACUUGUGUAUAUUUUUUAACAAUGCUGAAUCUGUAUAAAGUAAACUUUGAUUUUUUUUUUUAAAAAUCUGAUUUUAGCUCAAGCUUUUGACUAAUGACUUAAUAGUGAUGUUUUUGUAAGUUAAUUUUAUAAGACUUCACAUUUAAAGAGACGUUUCAGGUUUGGUUGAACUGUUUGGCUAUGGGGGGGCAGGGUUGGUACAAAAACUUGAAGCUAUUUGUGGUAUGUACAACUCAGAU